This is a messenger RNA of Folsomia candida, 1939 nucleotides long. RefSeq names its product alkaline phosphatase. Gene Ontology annotation, molecular function: alkaline phosphatase activity. Bases 86 to 1873 code for a protein of 595 amino acids. The record is from RefSeq and is a predicted model, not a curated record. The transcript has 9 exons. Lineage: Eukaryota; Metazoa; Arthropoda; Collembola; Entomobryomorpha; Isotomidae. Gene Ontology annotation, biological process: dephosphorylation.
CAAUGAUGAAGUUCGCGAAUUUGUUUGCGAAUUUAAAUGCCACUGAUUACUUCGAACGCUUAUCUUUAUUACGAUAUCGAAUUCGAUGGUUUACAUAAUUCGAUACCAGUCUGGAUCAGGGAGCGUUAUAAUUAGCACCAUUGUCUCAUUUUUCAUGGAUUUAAUACUUAUCAAAAUGCAGAGAUCAAUUAGCAUUUGGCAAUUUUGCAUAUUUUUUGCAAUUCUGGCAUCCCUAGGGGAAAGUCAUCGGCUGGAGGGACGAGUUUCGGAAGAAGAGAGAGAAAAAUUGAUGCAUCCCAGACACGAUUACAGCAAAUUUAGGGAGACGAAGCAAGACCCACUGCCGAUUGAAGACGUCAACUACUGGAAGUCCGAUGCUCAAGACAGACUACAGAAAAAAUUGCUGGCCAAACCGAUUGAGGGUAUUGCUAAAAAUGUGAUAUUCAAUUUGGGCGAUGGAAUGUCAGUUCCCACGGUCACGGCGGCACGGAUUUUUAAAGGUCAAAAGGUCGAUGACAAGCCCUCAUUCGGAGAGGAGUCAGAGUUGCAUAUGGACUCGUUUCCAUUCACGGGAGCGUCCAAGACGUACUGUGUUGACGGACAAGUCGCAGACAGCGCGUGCAGUGCGACGGCAUAUUUGAGUGGGGUAAAAGCGAACGAUGGGACGAUUGGGGUGACCUCCAACGUACUCCGAAGGAACUGCCAAGCUCAAGCGAAUUCAACGAACCAUGUCCACUCAGCCUUGGCGUGGGCACAGGCCGCGGGAAAAUCUACCGGCGUCGUAACAACUACCCGCGUAACGCACGCAUCUCCUGCCGGUUGUUACGCCCACAUUGCUGACCGCGACUGGGAAAAUGACGGUAAAGUUGAGGAAGACUUACAAGAUCCCAAAGUAUGCCCGGAUAUCGCCACGCAACUCAUUAUGAGUGACCCCGGGAGAAAAAUCAACGUCAUUUUGGGCGGUGGAAGGUCUCACUUCACCCCAACCACGACUCGAGACCCAGAAUUCGAAACUGUUUUUGGCUAUCGGAAUGACAACGUUAAUCUAAUCGAGGAGUGGGUUGCUUCGAAAAACGACAGCAAAGCUAGUUACGUUUGGGGGCGGGACCAACUUUUAAGUUUGGACGACGAUACGGAAUUCGUGCUGGGUUUGUUUAACCCCUCGCACGUGGCGUAUUACGACUUGCAAGCGGAGCAGAAUGAUCCUUCCUUGGAAGAAAUGGUGGAAGCGGCGAUUAAAAUCUUGAGCAAGAAUCCGAACGGAUUUUUCCUUUUUGUGGAAGGUGGCCGAAUUGAUCACGCCCAUCACGACAAUAUGAUUCAUCGCUCGCUUAGGGAGACGGUCGAGUUCGACAAAGCAAUCAAAAAAGGGGACGAUCUGACCAAUGAUUCCGACACGUUGAUUGUCGUGACAUCUGAUCACGCACACGUCAUGUAUUUUGCCGGCUAUCCUGAAAGAGGAAACGACAUCCUUCGGUACAGUGACGAAAUGGCGUACGACGGAUUGCCCUACGCCACACUGGGAUAUGGUAACGGGCCUGGGCAAUCGUGGCUCGAUGAGACCGGGACACGUCGUAACAUUACGAACGACAAUGUUGAAAAUCCCGGAUAUCAAACACCCGCGCCUGUUCCGAACGGGUCUGAAACGCAUGGUGGAGAUGAUGUCCUAAUUUUUGCCAAGGGUCCAUUUGCCCACUUAUUGACCGGUGUCCACCAACAGAGCUACAUUCCGCACGUGGUCGGAUUCGCUGCUUGCAUGGGUGACGGGAUCAAAUCGGAUUACUGCACCGGAAAGAGUUCCGCGGAGCGAAAUAUGUCCGGAUUUUUUAGUCUUAUCGUCAUCCUAACUCUCCUCUUUAAUAAAUUGUACUAAUUUAUUUACUAAAAGGUUAAUAAAACAAACGACAAAAAUAAAGCCAUAUUUUGUUUGUGAUUAUAA